Bursaphelenchus okinawaensis is the source of this 435-nucleotide messenger RNA. The record is from the annotation of a GenBank genome assembly. Lineage: Eukaryota; Metazoa; Nematoda; Chromadorea; Rhabditida; Aphelenchoididae.
AUGCCAGAAGAGAUUUUGUUGGCUCCAGAUUCCAAUGGCCAAGCUGCACAAUCGAAUCCAGCAACGAGGCGGUUCUUGUUCAACUCUCUGGACCAAGUAACUCAGGAUCACGUCAGGCAAGAACUAUUGGACCUAUACCACAUCAACAUGAAUGGUCAGGCCUAGUCUUUGUCGUGGCAGCCGACUUUCAUUCACCAGGCAAGCCACAGAUCAAGCUAUGAUCGAGUUCGGGAAUUCACACUGAAUCCACAAGUCAUUCUCUCCCCAUUCUACCGUUGUCAGCCUGGAGAAGGUAGCCAUAGAGUAUGCAGAUUCCCGACCCAUACAGAAGAGUACGUGCCAGGAUUCAGGUAUAGCUGUGUUGCUGAAGCCAUGACAGUCGAAGUUCUGCAAUGUCUAUAUACGAAGGUCAAGAAAAGCUUAUUCGGCAGCUAA